AGAGAAACUGCACUGAUGAUCGACGCCAGCCUGCCACCACUCUGUAGCAGUGAGUGGCUGCAACAAAAGCACAGAAUAACAUCUCAGCUCCUCUCCUCUGCUUUUCCCCUCACUGCAUCUCCUCUUCCUCGGUGCCGAGAACUCCAAACAACACAGCAGAGCCACACGGAACUAGCAUCGCAAGUGCAGCCUCUGACUGCCAUCAACAAGUAAUGGAUGAAGGACCUUGAGCAAUGAAAGAGGAAUGCGUGAUCUUCAAUUAACCAAUUGAGCUGACAUCAUUGCGGUGGAAAAGGAAAGAGGCAGCUAAGGGACAGAGGGAUCUGCUCAGCGGUGCUGCUUUGGAUGCAAAUCAUCAACUUUGAAUUUAAGGAUUCUUGGAAGGCAAAUAAUGCUGGUCUUUUCUUAAUCUGGGAAUUGAAUAGCAGGACUGACAAAAGGACAGACCAAAAAAAGAGAAAAAACAGCAUCCCAGGACAUGGAAUGCCUGAAUUUGGUUCAACUGGGGGGGCUCAGCACUUUAUUUCUGAAGAGCUUGAUUCCUUUUGUAUUUACCCAAAAGGUUUUUUUCCAUUUGGAUUUCUCUUCCAUCUGGCUGCUCCAAAAGUCUGCGGAAAAAGACAGUUGAAUGCAGCCUCCGAUGUACACAAAAGAAUGGGUUUCCAUUCAAGGUGGCCAUUGGUGGGACAAGCACCAGUGGCACUUUGUUUGAUCAGCAUGCUACUGUGCCUCCCUGUGUCAUGCACAACCUGCCCCCAGAAAUGCCGAUGUGAAGACCUGCAGUUUUACUGCGACACGCAGGGGCUCCUGGCGCCCCCAGACGGUGUGGAUAAAGGGGCCCUUGGACUUUCGCUCAGACACAACAGCAUCAGUGAGCUCAGCUCAGACCAGUUCUUUGGCUUCACCCAGCUCACUUGGCUUCACCUGGACCACAACCAAAUAACCACCGUGCAUGAGGAUGCCUUCCAGGGGCUGUACAAGCUCAAGGACCUUAACCUGAGCUCAAACCGCAUCACCAAGCUGCCAAACACAACCUUCAUCCACCUCAUCAACCUGCAGAUCUUGGAUCUCUCCUUCAACCAGAUGACAGCUCUGGAGCCUGAGCUCUUUCACGGGCUCCGGAAGCUCCAGAUCCUACACCUGAGGUCAAACUCGCUGCGCACGACGCCCGUGCGGGCCUUCUGGGAUUGCCGGAGCCUGGAAUACCUUGGCCUGAGCAACAACCGGCUCCGUAGCCUGGCCCGGAAUGGCUUCGCCGGGUUAAUUAAGCUGCGAGAGCUCCAUUUGGAACACAAUCACUUGACUAAGAUUAACUUGGCACACUUCCCUCGUCUGGUCGCCCUCCAGUUCCUUUAUCUUCAGUGGAACAAGAUCAACAAUUUAACAUGCACCAUGGAAUGGAAAUGGACAACUCUGGAGAAACUGGAUCUCACUGGGAAUGAGAUACGUGUACUCACCCCUGACGUGUUUGAGACUUUGCCCAACCUCAAGAUCCUGCUGCUGGAUAACAACAAACUGACCAGCCUCGACACCCAAACCAUGGAUAUGUGGAAGUCCCUAAACGCAAUUGGGCUGUCAAGCAACCUAUGGGAAUGUACCAAACGGAUCUGCAAUUUGGCCACUUGGCUGAGCACCUUUAAGGGUCGAUGGGAGCAUUCUAUCCUCUGCCACAGUCCUGAGUACGCACAGGGCGAGGAAAUACUGGACGCCGUUUACGGAUUCCAACUUUGCCAAAAUUUCUCAGCCCCGGUCAUACUGACCAGUACCAGCACGGAGGCCAUGCUCCCCGAGAUCACAAGCUCCCUGUUCGGAAAUAUGCAGACCCCUACGCAAGACUUCUAUGCAGAGGAUUUUGGGAGCUUUACGAUUGUCACCACUACUACAACCACCACCCAACCCCCACGCACUGCCCUCGCUACUACCAUGACGGUGGAGGGGGCAGAUGUUACAGAGGACUACUCUGCGAUAGACAACACAGUGCUGACCCAGAGGGUCAUCAUUGGCACCAUGGCUCUGUUGUUUUCCUUCUUUCUCAUCAUUUUAGUAGUGUACAUAUCACGAAAAUGCUGCCCUCCCACUCUGAGGCGGAUCCGCCAUUGCUCGGCCAUUCAGAACCGGCGACAGAUGAGGACCCAGCAGAGGCAGCCAAUGGCGGACCUGGCUACACAGGUACCCUAUAACGAGUACGAGCCCAGUCAUGAGGAGGGUGCACUCGUGAUCAUCAAUGGCUAUGGGCAGUGCAAAUGUCAGCAACUGCCUUACAAAGAGUGUGAAGUAUAAACUAUUUAUUCCUGCAGUUUCUGGGUUUAACCAUUUGUCCAUUUCAAAAGAUACAGGGUUUGCUUUUGGACUUUUUUCCCCUUUUCAGUUUGUAUGAAGGAGGAGUAUUUCUUUGAAAUUGUUAGCUUUGGAAAUCUAUGAAAGCUUGAGAUGACUGGGAUGAAUUUGAAGAGAGGAAAUAUAGAAAAAUCCACAAGUUUAUUUUUGUAAUACAAAUGCAAAGGUUCAUAUCUAGCUGGGGCAAUCAAUCUCAGCAGAGGAAGGUUGGAUGUGUCACCGCAUCACCAGUUUGUGUACUAUGUAUUCUGCAGCACAGAGGAGAUGAGAAAUCUAUAGCCAAACCACCUGGAACCCUGUGAUCCAGAAAACCGUUUAUACAAUGACAUAUCUUCUGAUAAAUGGUGAUAUUUUAUUUCAUGGAAAAAAUAGUGUUACAUACGCUAAACAGUGCAAAUUUAAAAGGAUUAAAAAAUAAAAAAUAAAAAAAAGACUUUUGGUGCACGUUAGCAACACUAUAGAUCUCACUCAUAUUCACUUUUGGGGAGAGGAAAUCAAAAAAGAUAAUAAUCAGACAGACACAAAGCAUAUUUUUUAAACUCACAUUUUCUAAAUUGAAAACAAUUACUGUUACAAAUUUGGUUCAAUUCAAUAAACUCGGUCAGCUUCCUUAAUCUUAAAGCCUGGCACUUGUGGAAAGGUUAAUGUCCAAUAUGGCUCUGCACUGGUUCUAACAAAAUGUCCUAACAAGCUCCCUCUUUUACCAUUUCAGCAGGGAUUUACUCAAUAUUAAACAAAGAAAAUUGCCCAAUUAUCAUUGUGCAUAUAUUCUUACAUAAGAUGGCUCCAAACACUGACAUCCUCACUGUGAUAGAACAAUGCUGCUUAGAUCACUACAUCAUUAAUUAAUGGUAGAGACCAUCAAAGGAUGCUAGACGACGAAGCAAACACCAGCGAGAACCACUUCCUAGGGAGAGAGGAAGAGCUAGAAAAAGAAGGCAUGCAGAGGACACUGACAAUUGCCUCCUAAAAAUACAAGCAUACACUUGCCCUCGCACUAUUCGAAUGCAGCAAAGAGCAUAACCAUACCUGACAGCUUCAACAUUGAGUCAAUUAAGCCCGGGGAAAAUGAAUAUAAUAUUCUGUCACCCAAAACCUCUGCCCUACAAGUUUCAGCCUCCUCAGCCAGUACUUAAAAAGGGGAAAAAAAGACUAGAGUUAUUACUUCAUAGCCCUGCUCCUUUCAGGCCAUAAAGACAAAAAAGGCAAUUUUUUGUCUGUGCAAGAAAUAUCCAGAGGUUCACACCAAGGACACUUAAGAAACAGAAAAUAGAGAAAAGCUGAAGUAAAAGCAUAGCGCAGCUCUCAGGAGAGCAUGCAGAAGAUGGUGGGAGGCUGGGUCAGGAGACAUUUGUAUGCAGCACUGAGAGGACAGACAUUAGCAUCAAACUAAAGAAGCUGAUGCUGCAGUAGCUCUUUGUGUUGCAAUCAGGAGUUGGGGGCAGGGAUGCACAAGGUGGUACAGGGAACACAAACACUGGUUAGCAUCUAAUUUAAGUCAAUGAGCAUCUUAGCAGCCACCGAGUGAGGCUAAAUCAGGGUACAGAAACCUUCAGAGGAAAAAAGAACUGCAUGACAAAACGGUGACUAACGGUGAACUAGGCAAGAGCUAGAAAGCUCUGAAUGCCACCCUAGUUAUGCUGCAAUAAGGCUUAUUGCCUCAUUGCUUAAAAGAAAAAAAAAAGUCUAAGAAUAAAGAAACAUGCAGUCAUAUCCAGGCAGAAGUUUCUGGAGAAAAGCUCAAAACCUGAGAAAUCCGCAUCUAUAUCAAAGCCCAUUUUUUGGUCAUGUACCUAAUGGUAGUAAAAAAAAAAUGAAAAGAAAAAACUUGAGUAGUCAUCAUAUGCUAAAAUUAAGCAUGCCUGAAGAGACUGAUUAAAUCUGUCCUCUAGAGGGUGCUGUGAAAUAUCGUGAGUGAGGAAUGGCUGCUAAAAUUCUUUCACUAACUCCAACUCUGCAAAUCACAAUUUUAUGUUGGUAAAAACAAACAGAAAGGGAAGGUCUGUCUGUGUAGCUGAUCUUUUCUGUGCAGCCAAAGGUGUAGCUAGGAAAUAACAUUCCAAAAUGCAUUUUUCAAAUGCUGUUGGACUGAUGAGGAAAACUGCAGCUAACAUUUACUGAGCCAAGAACCUCUACCAAUGGUGUUACUUUGUUUUGAAUUUGAAAGGCUGACCUUUGCUUUCUGCGUCCCUCAAAACACCUUGCAUGUUUAAAGACAACAUGAACAUCAGCACCCCCUCCAAAAAAAAAAAAAAAAAAAAGUCUCACAUCCUGAUCUGAUAGUUUAGGCAUAUGCAGUGAGAAAGAACAACUUUCUAAUGAAAUACUGACAUUGUAAUUUGUUUAAACUAUCAGCUUAUAAGCAAUCACAAAAACCACUGACCAUGAAUUCAUUUGCACUCCUGUAAACUGUUUUUUGGGGGGAAUGUUAUCUUGUGAUACGAUGAAGUCCUGCUGCUCACUCUGGCCAAAAAGCCCCUUUCAAAUCACACCCAAAAACUUCUUUGUGCGAAAAUGACUGCUUCUCACCCUCCUCUCCCCAAAACCCUGCUUUUUCCUUUUGUAUUGUAAUAUGUACUAUUUCAUAUCUGUAUAGUGGGUAAAGAUGUGGCCAACUGAAAAGAUCUUUUUUUUUUUUUCCUUAAGACAUAUAUUUUUAAAUAAAAAUGUUACAAUUUA
Cyprinus carpio (common carp) is the source of this 5016-nucleotide messenger RNA. RefSeq names its product leucine-rich repeat transmembrane neuronal protein 2. Lineage: Eukaryota; Metazoa; Chordata; Actinopteri; Cypriniformes; Cyprinidae. Gene Ontology annotation, cellular component: extracellular matrix. Gene Ontology annotation, molecular function: protein binding. The record is from RefSeq and is a predicted model, not a curated record.